AUGGCCGGCCGACCUGUGCCUGUGCCUGUGGAAGGACUUGAAGACAAGAUCCUAUGCAUCAAAGACUUGGAGGAAGCAGGAUCGAAGAAGUUGCCAAAGGCAAUCAGAGACUUCUUCAAUUCCGGCUCUACUGACCAAGUCACUAUCCACGAGAAUAACACCGCCUACAGCAAAUAUCGCAUCCGCAGUCGAGUCCUCAUCGACGUCUCCAAAGCCGAUACGUCCAUUGAGCUCUUCGGCCGCCGCAUCGCCUUCCCAUUGUGCGUGUCCCCAGCUGGAGUUCAAAAAGCCGCCCAUCCAGACGGCGAACUCGCCACAUCUCGAGCAUGCGCCAAGAAAGGCGUCAACCAAGGGAUCUCCUCCUUCGCCAACUACUCCGUCGCCGACAUCCGCACCGCCGGCCUCAGCAACGGGCCCAUUGACCACGUCAUGCAAAUGUACACCUUCAAAGACCGCGAGCUCGAACUGCGCAUGAUCCGCGAAGCCGAAGCCCGCGGCUGCAAAGCCAUCUUCUUGACCGCCGACUCGCCUGUGCUCGGGGUGCGUUACAACGAAUGGCGUGGCAACUUCCGCGUGCCGGAAGGCAUUGCGUUUCCGUGUUUCGGGUGGAGUUCAGAGAAGUUCCGGGAGAAGGCCCACGAUGAUACGUUUACGAGUUUGAACGACGAUGCGCAUUCGUGGGCGAGGGAGAUUCCUUGGUUGAGGAGUGUGACGAAGAUGGAGAUUUGGAUCAAGGGCGUGGUGACGGCGGAGGAUACAUUGAAGGCGGUGGAGACGGGUUGUGAUGGGAUUAUUGUGAGCAAUCAUGGCGGGAGGCAACUCGAUGGCGUCCCGGCGACUAUUGAUGCUCUGCCAGAAUGCGUUGAAGCUGCCGCUGGUCGGAUCAGAGUCCAUAUUGACGGUGGCAUUCGCUCCGGCGCAGAGAUGUUCAAAGCGUUGGCGUUGGGCGCAGAGUGCUGCUGGGUAGGACGACCAGCACUUUGGGGUUUGGCGUACGACGGCCAACAAGGCGUUGAGAUCAUGCUCGACACCUUCUACACUGAGUUCAAGCGAUGCAUGCAGUUGGCGGGCUGCAACAGUAUCAAGGACAUCACCAAGUCCUGCCUGGGUGUCGUGAGAAGUGACGGACCGCUGGCAAGGCUCUGA
Molecule: messenger RNA, 1146 nt
Organism: Zasmidium cellare ATCC 36951
Lineage: Eukaryota; Fungi; Ascomycota; Dothideomycetes; Mycosphaerellales; Mycosphaerellaceae
Exons: 4
Coding region: 1-1146 (381 amino acids)
Molecular function (GO): oxidoreductase activity; FMN binding
Source: RefSeq, a predicted model, not a curated record